Messenger RNA from Prorocentrum cordatum, 570 nucleotides. Lineage: Eukaryota; Dinophyceae; Prorocentrales; Prorocentraceae. The record is from the annotation of a GenBank genome assembly.
AUGUCCCACGAGCAGGUGACAUCGUUCAACCUUCUGAACUACGUGCAUCAGUUCUCGGUUGUGGUGACGUCCUAUGACACGGACGCGAAGAACAACAAUUUCAGUUUCACGCAGAUGCAGGGGCUCAGCAUCUGUAUCAUAUGGGAAUAUACCGACAAUAUGUGGAUAUUGUAUGGUGGGUUCUGUGAUUAUUUAUUUUGUCAUAUUGGUGGACUCUGGCAGUGUAUGCGAGGGCAGCUUUAUUUUGAGUUAUCAGUUGGAGAGGCAGCUGAGGCAGUUUCUUCUUUUGGAAUGGAAUAUGAGUUACUACUUGGUUGGUUUCUUAUUGAGAUGAUAUGCGAGGAGCGAGAUAUCGGUGCACGUUGCACGCACUGGUACUUCCUCAUGCAUAUGAUAUUGUUGAACCUUUUGACGCUGAGAAGCGCUGGAGGCAACAGGACUCGUCAGUUACAAUGCAGCAGGGAAAGCAUCUUGCUACCCUCAGCCAGAACUUCUGUGGAUGGGAGUCUGGCUGCAACUAUUAUAUACUCUCUUGAUGAAUUGGUUCACUGCGGACGAGUGCCAAAGUGA